Messenger RNA from Tarenaya hassleriana, 726 nucleotides. RefSeq lists its product as uncharacterized. The transcript has 2 exons. The record is from RefSeq and is a predicted model, not a curated record. The coding region runs from base 51 to 443 and encodes 130 amino acids. NCBI's taxonomy places the organism in Eukaryota, Viridiplantae, Streptophyta, Magnoliopsida, Brassicales, Cleomaceae.
AUUCAGAUACUUGUUCCUGCCAAAUCUGACGCGAAGCGAAGUUCUCGUCAAUGGCGAAGCCAACCGCAGCAGCAGCUUCCUCGCUCAUGCAAACGCUAAGGCGCUUCGUCAAGAAGCCAUGGGAGAUAACCGGACCUUGCGCCGAUCCGGAGUACCGAUUAGCUGUGCCGAAAGCGACCGAGUACCGUCUCCGGUGCCCCGCCACGACGAAUGAGAAGCCGAUCGUGCCGACCUCGAAUCCCGAGACGGUCUACAACAUCGUGUACCAUUCUCGAGAUCAGCGCCGGAACCGCCCGCCGAUCCGGAAGUAUGUGCUGAAGAAGGACGACGUGGUUCAGACGAUGAAGGAGAAGAAGACGUUCGAUGUGUCGGAGUUCCCUAGGGUUUACUUGACAACCACCGUCGUGGAGGAUGAGAAUGCCCGCGGAGGGGGCUACCAGUAAUAGGUCUCUCCGAUCUCGCACGUCUGCCAUUCUUGUUGGACUAUUCGCCCAUUGAACUCCCCAAGGCUGAUUUUGCCACCGACAAGGAUAUCUAUGGUUUGCUUAAUCAAAAUAAGGGUUAAAGCCUUUGAACUGCAAAUAAUGGCAGGUCCAUAAAGACCUAGAUUUGUUACAAAAACAGAGGAUUUCAUCGGAUUUGUCUUGCCAUGUCACUUACAUUUUGGUUUUUCCAUCUGUAAAAAGGCUAAAAAGACAAUCCUUGUCUUCUUUUUUGUUUGUUCUA